Salvelinus fontinalis (brook trout) is the source of this 7686-nucleotide messenger RNA. Its product is annotated as gastrula zinc finger protein XlCGF57.1-like. Bases 4622 to 6037 code for a protein of 471 amino acids. Gene Ontology annotation, biological process: regulation of transcription by RNA polymerase II. Gene Ontology annotation, molecular function: RNA polymerase II cis-regulatory region sequence-specific DNA binding; DNA-binding transcription factor activity, RNA polymerase II-specific. The record is from RefSeq and is a predicted model, not a curated record. NCBI's taxonomy places the organism in Eukaryota, Metazoa, Chordata, Actinopteri, Salmoniformes, Salmonidae. The transcript is spliced from 2 exons.
ACUGUUUCUGGACCUGCAAGGGGCACUAUUGAUGUUCGCUACAUUGGUGUCAGAAGUGGGACGCUGUCAAUAAAUAAUGGGUUAUUUUUUUCCACAAGGGAUACCACCGGAAUGGACAGAGAUUCCUGAGGCCAGUCCUUCUCAUCUGUGUGCACUCAAAGUUGCUCUCCUGCCUGAAGACUGGGGGGGCUAUUCGGCUGAACAUAAGUUAGGUCAUCAACAUAUACAAUAGGGAAAGCUUAUAUAAAUUAAAUGCAUGAUAUAAAUCGAUUUGGUGAAUUUACAGUGAUGCAUGUAAUAGCAACACAUCAUAAUGUUUGCAGAAAGCAUUCACAAUCUCACAUGAACUUGGACCCAUAUAAAUGGCAAUACAUACCGCUGUCGUUAUGAACCACCUUUGGGAGAAGUUGACCUCAGUGUUCUCGAACAGGUGGGACUACUAUAGCCUAUUCCUUUACAGCAAACUUAAAAUCACAAUCAUUAGCUGUAUUGCUGAAUAAUUGGAAUAGUGAAAGGUCUAUUUGCAAAUGUCUAACUCUCUGUAUUAUGUUCAGGUAAAACUCAUUGAGAUAAUUUCUCUUUUUCAUUCAGCUGUGGUUCUAUCACCUUGCACCUGCAGAGCCAGGUAUCCAGCCAAUCAUCACUGCUUACAAUCUCCCGCCACCGGCGGUAGGUGAAUAUUCAAAGAAUACGACAUGCAAUGAAUGUACCAUAUGGUACGUUUUUUUUAAAGUAUUAUUAUUAUAUUUUUUUAUUCCUCUGUCAAUUUAAUGGUGAUAUUCAUUUUUUUAAUUUAUUAUAAUAACAUAAAUAAUUAGCAUAUACUGAUAGAAUUUACACUACACUGAACAAAAAUAUAAACGCAACAUGCAACAAUUUCAAAGAUUUUACUGAGUUACAGUUCAUGUAAGGAAAUCUGUCAAUUGAAAUAAAUUCAUUAGGCCCUAAUCUAUGGAUUUCACAUGAUUGGGAAUACAGAUAUGCAUCUGUUGGUCACAGAUACCUUAAAAAAAAGGGAUAGACAUGGAUCAGGAAACCAAUCAGUAUCUGGUGUGACCACCAUUUGCCUCAUGCAGUGCGACACAUCUCCUUCGCAUAGAGUUGAUCAGGCUGUUGAUUGUGGCCUGUGGAAUGUUGUCCCACUCCUCUUCAAUGGCUGUGCGAAGUUGCUGGAUAUUGGUGGGAACUGGAACACGCUGUCGUCCACGUCGAUCCAGAUCAUCCCAAACAUGCUCAAUGGGUGACAUGUCUGGUGAGUAUUGAGGCCAUGGAAGAAGUGGGACAUUUUAAGCUUCCAGGAAUUGUGCACAGAUCCUUCCGUCAUGGGACCGUGCAUUAUCAUGCUGAAACAUGAGGUGAUGGCGGCAGACGAAUGGCACGACAAUGGGCCUCAGGGUCUCAUCACGGUAUCUCUGUGCAUUCAAAUCAAAUCAAAUCAAAUGUCAUUUGUCACAUACACAUGGUUAGCAGAUGUUAAUGCGAGUGUAGCGAAAUGCUUGUGCUUCUAGUUCCGACAAUGCAGUAAUAACCAACAAGUAAUCUAACCUAACAAUUCCACAACUACUACCUUAUACACACAAGUGUAAAGGGAUAAAGAAUAUGUACAUAAAGAUAUAUGAAUGAGUGAUGGUACAGAACGGCAUAGGCAAGAUGCAGUAGAUGGUAUAGAGUACAGUAUAUACAUAUGAGAUGAGUAAUGUAGGGUAUGUAAACAUAAAGUGGCAUAGUUUAAAGUGGCUAGUGAUACAUGUAUUACAUAAAGAUGGCAAGAUGCAGUAGAUGAUAUAGAGUACAGUAUAUGCAUAUACAUAUGAGAUGAGUAAUGUAAGGUAUGUAAACAUUAUAUUAAGUGGCAUUGUUUAAAGUGGCUAGUGGUACAUUUUUACAUAAUUUCCAUCAAUUCCCAUUAUUAAAGUGGCUGGAGUUGAGUCAGUAUGUUGGCAGCGGCCACUAAAUGUUAGUGGUGGCUGUUUAACAGUCUGAUGGCCUUGAGAUAAAAGCUGUUUUUCAGUCUCUCGGUCCCUGCUUUGAUGCACCUGUACUGACCUCGCCUUCUGGAUGAUAGCGGGGUGAACAGGCAGUGGCUUGGGUGGUUGUUGUCCUUGAUGAUCUUUAUGGCCUUCCUGUGACAUCGGGUGGUGUAGGUGUCCUGGAGGACAGGUAGUUUGCCCCCGGUGAUGCGUUGUGCAGGAACGCGAAGCGAGGCGGCCAUCUCGGUCGGCGCCGGAAGUAGUGAGUUGCCAUCGAUAAAAUGCAAUUGUGGUUGUUGUCCGUAGCUUAUGCCUGCCCAUACCAUAACCCCAAUGUUGACAUUAGCAAACCGGUCACACACAUGACUCCAUACACAAGGUCUGCCAUCUGCCCAGUACAGUUGAAACCGGGAUUCACUCCUCCAGUGUGCCAGUGGCCAUCGAAGGUGAGCAUUUGCCCACGGAAGUCGAUUAUGACGCCGAACUGCAGUCAGGUCAAGACCCUAGUGAGGACGACGAGCAUGCAGAUGAGCUUCCCUGAGACAAUUUCUGGUUGUGCAAACCCAAAGGUUUCUUCAGCUGUCUGGGUGGCAAAAUUGAUUUGACAUAAACUGUGUUCCCUUUUAUUGUGCCUUUCCAAGUGGAUCAAGAGGAAGAGUCUUUCCACAAGAUUGAUGACGAGGGAAAACCAGCAAGCCUUCUAAUAGUCAGUCUUGGAUACUUAGCUGGUGGCACUGGUGGCCUGCUCUCUCUGUGUAUGUUUGUUUCAAAGUUACCUACCACCUCUCUUAUGUUCUUUGUUUUAUAGUAAAAUUCCCACUUCACUAAGCUGCCCAAGGCCUUCGAGGUACUUGUUUUCAGUGCUCGUGGUGUACCCUGCAGAAAACCAUGUCUUCCAAAGAGCUUUGCUAGCUUUCGCUGAGUGGCAUGGUGUCUUAAAUUGGACACGGUUGCCCCCCUGUGGCUAAAUAUGGAAGUCAAGUCUGUAACACAUCCCUCUCUUCCAGCCUUGCUUUCCUCCAAAGCAGUGCCCAAACAAACUGACAGGCAACAACUUUGUUUUGAGAAAUUCUUCAAGAAUUCUAAACCAGGUUAAGCAUGUUUAUAAGGUACCUCUGUAUACACCCUGAUAUGCUUAAUCCGUCUUUUGUUCCUUCUAGGUCUGAUAAGGUGUUUGUUGAGUGGAAGGAGAAGGGACUGGCCACAAUUGAAGACGUAUAUAUAGAUAAGCAAUUAGCAUCAUUCAUCCAAUUAAAGAAUACAUUCAAACUCUCAAUCAUAUUUUAUGUUAUUUACCAUUCAGACACUAUAUCAAAGGGACAUUUCAAAAUGUUGAUACCCUCCCUGUACAACAUUCGUUUUGGUCCGCUACAGCACCCUAGCAACUCAAAACACCUCAUCUCACAGUUUGUCUCCAACUAUACUAGUCAUCUCAAGGAGACCUGGGGUAAAGAGUUCAGUAUUGAGAUCUCAGAUGAUCUAUGGGGAGAAGCCCUGUCUAGAAUUCACUCCUGUUCAAUCAAUGAAAAUAUAAAUUAAUACAAUACAAAGUCAUGCAUAGACUUCAUUACUCCAAAACCAAAUUACAUAGAAUUUACCCCCAGAUAUCCCCACUGUGUGACAAAUGUGAAGCUUCAGAGGAUUCAUUUACUCAUCUUUUUUGUCUCUGCCCCCUAAAUAGUAAUUUUUGGUGGAACAUCUUUGAUUGGUAUUCAAAGGUAUAUGAGAAGGCCAUUGAACCUGACCCAGAACUCGCUCUCUUUUGCUGCUCAGUCUGUUCUAAGAUCGUCCUGUGAGGAACAACAGGCUCUGAUGUUUGGAAUGGAGGCUGCAAAAAAAAUUAUCCUCACAGAAUGGAAGUUAGCUAUCCCCCUUGCUUCCGUAGAUGGCAAGCAGAAAAGAUGAACAUCGAACAUUAAAAAUAAAUAAAAAAUCAGGACUAACUCAUCCAGAAAAUUUCAAGAUUUGGGGUCCGUUUCCUGACUUUCUGGACUGAUUGUGAUCACUGAUUAGGAACGCUUAUUUUUUGUUGUAACUGUCAUAGUGUUCUUCUAUUCUUGUCCCAUGUCUUGCUUAGGCAAUACUUCACUUCAUAUCUCUGGUAGCUGUUUUUGUUUGUUAUUUUUGUUUUGUACUAAAUUGUAAAAGAAAAUAAUUUGAAAGAAAAUGCAUUCGGAUAUAUAGCUUUUUUUCUGUUUAUUUAAGGUAUCACGGUUGACAGUGCAUGUCAGAGCAAAAACCAAGCCAUGAGGUAGAAGGAAUACUUUCUGAAGGCACUGUAAUUAUCGUAUCCCUUUACUACUGGUCUGUAGGAUGCCUUGCACGGUAGUAAACCCCCGCGGAAGUAGCAUUGGAGGCGACUUUGUCAAAUAUAUCUAUAACUAACCCAAGAUAGUUCAUCUGUGUCGUUUAGUGGGUGCAAAUGAAGCAUAGUGGAAAGAACAAGCAAGUAGGUGGAUAAAGCCAAGCACAAGCUAGCGAGAUUCUAUUGGCGUGUUGUAGAACGUUUUAGGGAACGCCUCCUCUGUGAAGUGCGCCUGUGCACAAACCCAUUCGGUCUGUAUUGAUGUUGCAUGUAAUUGUGUGGACUAAAGAAGGACAUAGCCUACUGUCUGAACUAAAUUACCUACCUAACUCACAUUCGACUGAAAAUGUAUCAACUACAGUUAUUGCGUGUGUUUUUAAAUGAGCGUUUAACCGCGGCUGCUGUGGAGAUUUUCGGGGCAGUUGAGAAAACUGUAGUGGAGUACCAGGAGGAAAAUGAUCGCCUACGGAGAUUGCUGUGGACCACGCCAGAGAUAAAACAAUGUAGAAUAGACUCCCUGCAGCUCUCUCUCGCUGUCUCUGAAGAAGAGGUUCCCUCUGAGCAGCAGCACUGUGAGCAGGAGGGGAGCCCCAGUCUGGGGCAGGAGGACCCUGAGCCCACACAGAUUAAAGAGGAACAGGAGGAAGUCAGGACCAGUCAGGAGGAAGAGCAGCUUCAAGGGCUGGAGGCUGAUAUCAUAGAGUUCCAAUUCACUCCUUCCUGUGUGAAAAGUGAAUGUGAUCAGGAGGACCCACUUUGGUCCUUGACUCUUCCCCAAACCCAGACUGUGGAGAACAGAGAGCGUGACUCUAUACCAGUGGAUCUCAAACCUUUUGGCACAGUGACUCACCUAAAGAGUCUCGCCAUUCCCCGUAACCCUCCAGAUAAUGAUAACAAUACCUCCAGCCACAGCUCAGCCAUAAGCAGAGACCCAGUAGGACUUGACAGCAGCCCACCAUUGGAUCCCCACCCACCACUGGAGAAACUUUCUUCCAAACCCAACAUGACGUCUAGAAAAACUCACCGCUGCUGUGACUGUGGUGAAAUGUUUGCUCCAAAGGCUGACCUGCUGAGGCAUGUAACUCUAAACAAGAAGAGACCCAGCGAAUGCUGCUUCUGCAAAACCUGUACACUGAAGGCCCAUGUCCGACUCUGUCACAUGGAGAAACCCUGCACCUGCCCUGAUUGUGGCAAGUCAUUCAAAUACAAAGGAGAUCUGUCCAGGCACAUGAGGAUUCACACAGGAGAGAAAUAUUUUAGCUGUGGUGACUGUGGGAAAAGUUUCAGUCUCAAGGGGAACCUAAUGAAGCAUAAACUGACUCACACGGGAGCAAAACCAUUUAGCUGUGGUGACUGUGGGAAGAGCUUCAAUCGAAAGGAGAACCUAACCAUGCACAUACGUACUCACACAGGAGAGAAGCCAUUUAGCUGUGUUGACUGUGGGAAAAGCUUCAGUCUCAAGGGGAACCUAAUGAAGCAUAAACUGACUCACACGGGAGCAAAACCAUUUAGCUGUGGUGACUGUGGGAAAAGCUUCACUGUCAAGGGGAACCUAACCACGCACAAGCUGACUCACACAGGGGAAAAACCAUUUACCUGUGGUGACUGUGGGAAGAGCUUCAAUCGCAAGAAAACCCUAACCAUGCAUAUACGUACUCACACAGGGGAGAAAUCAUUUAGCUUUAGUGACUGGGAAAAGCUUCAGCGUCAAGAGGAACCUAAUUGUGCACAAACGGACUCACACAGGGGAGAAACCAUUUAGCUGUGGUGACUGUGAGUAAAGCUUCGGUCAGAAAGGGGACCUAGAGGCUCAUACUGACUCAAAGAAGUAAUAAACACUUUUAAUGUGAUGACUGCAGGAAAUAUUGAGUGUCAAGGGGAAUCUAACCACUCAUAAACUGACAAAGGAGUGAAACAACAUGGCUGCUCAGUCUGUGGUAAAAUGUUCACGCAUAAGGCUUCUCUGCUGAAGCACGUCCACAAAGAAAGAAAAUAGGAUGAAAACUGAAAGACAAAUGUAAUUAGGACAUAGAGAUCUGUCAGUAGAUGGGAAUAAAAAGGCAGGAUGUGGACAACACUUUUAGGAAAAGCAAAGCAACUCUGGAUCAUUAAUGCUGUGGGUUUCAGAUAAAUAAACCUAUAAUGGAUACUUUUGUAAUACGUAUGUAAAUAACAUUUUGAUUUAACUUGAAUGAUGACUGAAAGUGUGUGGAGACAUUUUCCUCCCAGCACCUUCACUAAUCUAUUUUGGGUGUGCGGUAGAUUCUGCCUAUUAUCUACAUGGAAUUUUCAUCACAUGUAAAAUAUAUAGAAUAAUAAAAUAAGAUUUUAAAAUAUAUUUUUUUGAAGGACUUAACUAUAAAACAUGAUCCUAAAUAUAACACAUCAAUUUAGUGGAUACCAUUGGUGUUUAAUAUGAAGCUUUCAGCAUGAAAUAUAUUUUAUCUUUUUACUUUUAUUUAUUUUACUAUGUCUUUGUUUUAAAUGUUUUAGCGCAGUUGUGAAAAAAGUCAAUAGUUGGAAGAGUUGCAGAGGGAAUUGAAAAUAAGGCCAUUGUUAAUGAAUGCUUUUUGUUGGUAUUAAUUAGGCUAUUUUCUCUUGAAACAUAUGGUCUCUCUACUAGAAACUCAUGGACAAUAUGGAUGAAAAAAAAAAAAAGUAAUACUUUAUAUGAUUAGAAUUUUUAAGUUAUUCAAAGUCAACUUUAUUCAAGUAUAAAUUACAAUAGAUUGCCAUAGAUUACCUGUUAAUUACCAAAAAUUAUGGUAACGCUGGUAAUUUACCGGUAGUUUUACAUCCCAAGGCCAGACUGCUGUUAUUGAUACAUUAAAUAUAUACUUUCCAGAAAAGAGCUCCUUCCAUUUGUCCAAGACUAUUUCUCAUCCAUUUUGACCUAAUGCUGCUCAUUCAUGAUAUUGUUUAAUCUCGUACAGAGUAAUGAUAUAGAGUCGACUCAUGAUGAAUAAUUGAUUCUCCCAGAUCAUCCUAUACUUAUGAUAACUGGGUCGUUCCACGAAUAGAGUACAACAUGAAGAGGGUACAACAAAACCUAUUCCUCUCUGGAGACUGAAAAGAUUUGGCAUGGGUCCUCAGAUCCUCAAAAGGUUCUACAGCUGCACUAUCGAGAGCAUCCUGACGGGUUGCAUCACUGCCUGGUAUGGCAACUGCUCGGCCUCCGACCGCAAGGCACUACAGAGGGUUGUGCGUAUGAAGUGGUCUGUGAUCACCACCUGCAGAAUCACUCCUUUUUUGGGGGUGUCUUGAUAAUUGCCUAUAAUUUCCACCUUUUGUCUAUUCCAUUUGCACAACAGCAUGUGAAAUUUAUUGUCAAUCAGUGUUGCUUCCUAAGUGGACAGUUUAAUUUCACAGAAGUGUGAUUGACUUGGAGUUACAUUGUGUUGUUUAACAUUU